Messenger RNA from Chiloscyllium plagiosum (whitespotted bambooshark), 353 nucleotides. The record is from RefSeq and is a predicted model, not a curated record. NCBI's taxonomy places the organism in Eukaryota, Metazoa, Chordata, Chondrichthyes, Orectolobiformes, Hemiscylliidae.
GGUACAGUGAUCGGCAGUGCCCGCUGUAAGGAUUUCCGCACCAGGGAGGGUCGAAUGGUCGCUGCGUGUAACCUGGUGAAACGUGGCAUCACCAACCUCUGUGUGAUUGGUGGCGAUGGGAGCCUGACCGGGGCCAACGAUUUCCGUACCGAGUGGAACAGCCUCUUGGCAGACCUCAUCAAGCAGGGGAGGAUUACAGCAGAGGAGGCGAAGGGAUCUUCCCACCUCAACAUCGUGGGCCUGGUGGGCUCCAUCGAUAACGACUUCUGUGGGACCGACAUGACAAUUGGCACCGACUCCGCCCUGCACCGCAUCAUGGAGGUGGUAGACUCCAUUACUACCACCGCCCAGAG